AUGGAGCUGAUCGAGAGCGGGCUGGCAGAGAUGGAGAUCUACUUGGGCGCCGAGUCCAGCGCAAAGACGAGGUCGACGAAGAAGAACAUCACAAAGCCGCGGCGAUUUGGCCUGACGCGCACCGGGAUGCCCAAGACACCUCAGAUCCGGAAGACGGAUGAGCACAGAGGGGAGGUGCAGGAGCCGGCUCCUCCUACAGAGGAGAAGCGGGCGCUGGAGCCGGCUCCUCCUACAGAGGAGCAGGAGGAGGAUGACGCAGCUCCUCCUAAAGAGGAGCAAGAGGUUGAGGACUACCGCAAAUACUGGGAGAGGUGUUUCGGCCGCCGCCACGGCUCCUACGACGCCGAAACUUCUCUUCCUCCCAUGUACUGUGCAACAGGAACCAUCCCACCAGAUGCUCUCCCGGAUAGUUCCUUGCAGUUCUUCUCCAUCAAAGUUGCCGACCUAUCUGGUCUGAGCUGGCCACUUCAGGUUCAUGGCUUUGUUGCUGCCAGGGACUCAGUAGAUCGUAGGCGCAACUAUCUCUUCAGAUGCUCCAGGGAUAACUGCCAAACACUCACUGAAAAGGAUCCAUUCUUGCGUUUAACGGGCCCGUCUCGCGCGGUUCUGAUGAUUGACCCGGUUGCGAUAGAGGUUCAGCUAAAAGUAAAGACUACAGAAGAGUCUGAAGAUGAUGAAGUUUUGGCUCUCGCUUGUUUUAAGUUCCGUGAAACUUAUCCUUUGAUAGAUGGUCUCCGUGCAUGUAUCCCCCGCCAGCGCUGCAUGCUUGAGUUUGCUUUGGCGGUGCUGGGUAGUUCGUUGGAGUCCACCGUGGCUGUCCGACUCGUUGAUGGGUCGUGGCCGGAUCAGUGUGCAGGGCUGAUUGUUUGCAACACCGACAAAGUAAAAGAAGGGAGGAUGGUGCUGCUUGAUUUUAAGGAUGGAAAGCUGCCAACCAAGUCAGAUGGUACAGUCGAGCUCUCGAGGCGUAUUGUUUCUGUCAGUUACCCAGCGGGGGAAUUGUUUGUUUCUGUGGAGGCCUCUCAGUACGGGUUUUCUGCACAAGAUACAGUCAACUUCGGGAUGAAACUGUCAGGCACAAGUACUUGCACAUGUGAUCUCGUUUUCUGCAAGAUGGAAGUGACUGUUACUUGGUCUCUUGUUUCUAUCUAUCGGGUGGAGAUCCCGCCGGCGGCGCCUUGGAGGAGGUGGGGCUGGUGGCGGGUGGUUUGGUGUCGGGCGGCCUUCUCCGGCGGUGGAGCUCCUGGGGGCUCGUCGUCGUCGCGCUCGACUUGCGGGGGCUCGAGGCCCGGCGUGGUGCUUGAGUCCUUCGGCUUCCCGCCGGAUUCGUGGCUGGCGGCGGAUCUGGCGGCCGGAUCUCAGGGCUGGGCAUCCGCGGUGGCUCCUGUCUGCGUCGACGGCGAAGACGGCUACGGCAAGGUGGAGUAG
Messenger RNA from Lolium rigidum, 1428 nucleotides. RefSeq lists its product as uncharacterized. The record is from RefSeq and is a predicted model, not a curated record. The transcript has 4 exons. The coding region runs from base 1 to 1428 and encodes 475 amino acids. Lineage: Eukaryota; Viridiplantae; Streptophyta; Magnoliopsida; Poales; Poaceae.